AUGGCGGAGGUAGCAGCCAGUCAGCCAGAAUCUACAUCUGUUCAACCUCCGCACGCCGAAGCACCACUGCCUCAGCCUGAAGAUGAGACACCUCAAGUUGCAGUGGUUGAUACAGAGGAGAAGGAGAAGUUGGAAAGAGUGAUUCAGUCCGACAUUGGGGUUUCGACCCUUCUAAAUAGGCUGAAGCAAAGCAUCAGUUCCGCCAAAGACUUUGCGACCUUACUACGCAAGCGCGCCUCGCUCGAAGAAGACCAUGCCCAGGGACUCAAGAAACUGUCGCGUGCGAUGCACGAUUCUUCGUUGCGCCCGGAUAACCGCCAGGGCACCUUCGCACGGAGCUACGAUGACAUGAAUAAAGUACACGACCGCAUGGCGGACCAUGGCCUGCAGUUCUCGCUCUCCCUACAUAAAAUGUCGGAUGAUUUGAACGAGCUCGCCGCAAGCAUUGAACGAGGCCGCAAACAUUGGAAGCAGAAUGGGUUGUCCGCAGAAAAGAGAGUUCAGGAUGCCGAAUUAGCAGCUGAAAAGGCAAAGUCAAAAUAUGACGGCUUCGCAGAGCAAUACGACCGUGCCAGGACCGGAGACCGCCAGCCAGGGAAGUUUGGUCUUAAGGGUCCAAAGUCCGCUGCGCAAUAUGAGGAAGAGUUGCUUCGAAAAGUACAACAUGCAGACACGGAUUAUGCGAACAAGGUGCAGGCAGCUCAAACGUUAAAACAGGAGCUGAUUGCUACGCUCCGGCCUCAGGCCACGAACGCUCUCCAGGACUUGAUCAAUGAGUGUGAUUCUGCACUGGCUCUCCAAAUGCAGAAAUUCGCGUCCUUUAGCGAAAAACUUCUGCUAGGAACUGGGUUAUCAGUGAGCCCGCUGAGAAACAAUGGUGCCGGAGAUGCGCCCAUACCAAAAAGUCUCCGGGACGCUGCUCGUCAAGUUGACAAUGAGCGCGACUUCAAAGAUUAUAUCAUGAGCCAUUCCUCAAAAGCUAACUCCAACUCUAACUUGAUCAAAUACGAGCGUCAUCCUACCCUCAUCACUCCACAAACGCAAAAUGCGAGCGCUCACCCCAAGAGGCAAUCACUCAGCAUCCAUUCCACCCCAGCCAUUCCACCCCCAACAGCAGCCCAGUCUUUCGCUCAAAUGACUCCUCAAAAUGCCCCGCCUGCUCCCGCCCAGAUGCAGCAUGCUGUGCAGCCUCCGCAACCUCCUCCGUCUUUCCCCCAUCCAACUCAGGGAGCUUUUAUUACUCAGUCGCCACCACAGCACCUCCCCAUGCCUUAUCCUCCUCCUGUUAUACCCCAUCAAACUUUUGCUUCCGCGCCUCCACGUUCGAGUUUGGACCGCCCGGCCUCCAGUUCAGGACAACAUCCAGAUCUGCCCCCGUUGAACCCCGUUUUUGGCGUUAGCCUGGAAGAUCUAUUCCGAAGAGAUGGCACAGCAAUCCCAAUGAUCGUCUAUCAAUGUAUUCAAGCUGUCGAAUUAUUCGGGUUGAAUUUGGAGGGAAUAUACAGGCUGUCUGGAAAUACUUUGCAUAUCCAGCGGAUGAAGGCAUUGUUCGAUAACGACUCCAGCCAAGUUGAUUUCACCAAUCCUGAAAGUUUUUACCAUGAUGUAAAUAGCGUUGCUGGUCUCAUGAAACAAUUUUUCCGGGAGCUGCCGGACCCAUUAUUUACGAAUGAUCGUUACCAAGAUUUUAUCAAUGCUGCUCGCAAGGAGGAUGAUAAUCAACGUCGAGACACUCUACAUGCUCUGAUCAAUAGCCUUCCAGAUCCUAACUAUGCCACACUCCGGGCAUUAGUCUUGCACUUGAACCAUGUGCAGGAGCGGUCCUCCGAAAACAGAAUGAAUGCUGGAAAUAUUGCCAUAAGUUUUGGGUUGACCCUUAUGGGCUCCAGUGCUGGCCACAGCAUUGCGGAUUCAGGCUGGCAAGCACGGGUCAUUGAGACAGUUCUGCAAAAUACAUUCCAGAUUUUUGAUGACGAUUGA
Ophidiomyces ophidiicola is the source of this 1980-nucleotide messenger RNA. It is a transcript of the gene RGD1, whose product is annotated as Rho GTPase-activating protein. The transcript has 9 exons. The coding region runs from base 1 to 1980 and encodes 659 amino acids. Gene Ontology annotation, biological process: regulation of GTPase activity; signal transduction. Gene Ontology annotation, cellular component: cytoplasm. The record is from RefSeq and is a predicted model, not a curated record. NCBI's taxonomy places the organism in Eukaryota, Fungi, Ascomycota, Eurotiomycetes, Onygenales, Onygenaceae.